Messenger RNA from Dunckerocampus dactyliophorus (ringed pipefish), 2076 nucleotides. RefSeq names its product dihydrouridine synthase 2 (gene dus2). Bases 152 to 1633 code for a protein of 493 amino acids. Lineage: Eukaryota; Metazoa; Chordata; Actinopteri; Syngnathiformes; Syngnathidae. Gene Ontology annotation, cellular component: cytoplasm. Gene Ontology annotation, biological process: tRNA dihydrouridine synthesis. The transcript has 16 exons. The record is from RefSeq and is a predicted model, not a curated record. Gene Ontology annotation, molecular function: flavin adenine dinucleotide binding; tRNA binding; tRNA dihydrouridine synthase activity.
GAUGACGUCACAUAAUCAGGAAGUACACCAGCAAGCUUCACAUUGCAUGACGAGUGCAUGGACGAAUUUUUAGCCGCCCUCGGCGGUAAUUUUGCAUUUUUUCAUGUCGGAGAUGAUGUGUUGCUGUAAUAGGAUUAAUUAACCCGCCCUGAUGGCGGACAGGCUGAGCUUCAGAAAUAUCAUCGCCUUGGCCCCCAUGGUCCGGGUGGGCACGCUGCCCAUGAGGUUGCUGGCGCUGGACUAUGGAGCUGAUUUGGUCUACAGCGAGGAGCUGAUUGACAUCAAGAUGGCUCAGUGUCAGAGGGUGGAGAACGAUGUCUUGCAGACGGUGGAUUUUGUGGCUCCGGAUGACCGCGUGAUGUUCCGGACUUGUGAGAAGGAGAAGCACCGAGUGAUCUUUCAGAUGGGGACCGCUGACCCGGACCGGGCGCUCGCUGUGGCCCGACUUGUGGAAAAAGAUGUGGCCGGCAUUGACGUCAACAUGGGUUGUCCUAAGGAAUACUCCACAAAGGGCGGGAUGGGCGCGGCUCUGCUGUCUGAUCCUGACAAGAUCAAGGCUAUCCUCGGGAAGCUUGUCUCAGGAGUUUCUGUGCCUGUGACGUGUAAGAUCCGAAUCCUGCCUUCGCUGGAGGAUACGCUUUCUCUGGUGCGGCGGAUCGAGAAGACGGGCGUUGCUGCUAUCGCCGUCCAUGGCAGGUUUAAGGAGGAGCGCCCCAGACACCCGGUCCACUGCGACUACAUCCACGCCGUGGCUCGGGCUGUUUCUAUCCCCGUCAUCGCCAACGGGGGUUCUCUGGACCUGGUGAAGACCCAUGCCGACAUCGAGGCCUUCAGGGAGGCAACGGGGGCCUCGUCGGUUAUGUUGGCUCGCGCCGCCAUGUGGAAUCCGUCGGUGUUUAGCAGUGGGGGGCUACGGUCUGUGGAGGAAGUCAUGGAUGAGUACCUCAAAUAUGCCCUCCGCUAUGACAACCAUGCCUUCAACACCAAGUACUGCCUGUGCCAGAUGCUACGGGACAAAGUGGAGUCUGUCUUGGGCAAGAAGGUGCAUGCGGCCCAAACCAAUGCUGAGCUCAGCGAGGCGUACGGCCUGCACGACUUCUACAAGCAGACGCAGGAGCAGCUGCAGGCGAGGCGGGACGCCAAGCAGGGGGACGCCCAUCUGGAGUGCUUAAUCAUGGACGGUGACGUCACCACGAUGGCAAUCAAGUUUGAACGGCGGGAAUAUUCGCCUCAGAUCACGCCCAAGAUGCUCCUUCUGGAGUGGAGCCGAAGGGAGAAGUUGGACCAGCCACGGUAUCAGACGCUGCAACGUCCGCAGGACCGAGCCUUCCAGUCCACUGUCACCGUAGACAACAGGAAGUACCGACCUUCUCUUUGGGAGAAGUCAAAGAAGCUCGCCGAGCAGGCGGCCGCCGUUGUUUGCCUGAGAACUCUCGGGAUUCCGGAGGGCCGCAUCGGCGAGGGAAACGGUGGGCUGGUGUGCAAGAGGAAGCGGGAGGAGAAGGUGCACGGCAGCGAAGAGGACGAGCGGAGGAAGAAACAACAGGUGGAAGAUGGAGGGAGCAAGGUGGUGGAAGCCGCGGCGGCGAAUGGUCAAGUUUGUGAAGACAUUACAGACAGAACACUUGUGUGACCUUAUGGAGUAAAUGAAUUUUUUUUUUUGUUUUGAAAAACCCAUCUUUUACUUCCCGCAUGUUGACUGGUUACUCCUGGGAUCCUCUUCACAAUGUGGCUUUGCGGCCAACAGAGGGCAGCAUUCACUGUCAGGACGAUUUACUUAUUUAAUUAAGACAUUUUGUUUGUGCCUAAGAGAGAGACACUUCCAUUCUGUUCUCAUUGAACAUUGAACAAUCUUUUGUUUCAUGCAUGUGUCCCUUUGUCGGAGCAGUGACUGUGGAGCCCUAAAACACUUCAUGGAUGGAUUUUUUGUCAUUAUUUUCAGGGUGCAUGUUUGUACUUUUAAAUCCUCUGAUUGUGUUCUUAGUUUGUAAUUUGGAAUGCAGGCCUUGCUCUUUACUUCAAUGCAGCCAUUAGCACACGAGGCUAAUGGGCUAAUAUUUACAAUAAAUGUAUGAA